AUUAAAGAAGAAGAGAAAAAGGAUGAAGAAUGUUUCUUCCGCAAGAUCCAGUCGUCCACCUCGUCCCCUCCACGAUUACUGAACGACCGCUGUUCUUAUUUAUUUAUCGCGGAGCUACAUUUUGUCUGUAGUAGGAGUGAAAUGGGAAGGAAAGGGAGAUGGUUAUCUGCGGUGAAGAAAGUUCUUACUCAUGAAUCAAAAGAAAAGAAAGAUAAUAAUAAUAAUAAGAAAAGGAACAGACCAAAGAGGAAAUGGUUUCGGAAACACAAAACUCCAGAUGCAGGCCCUCUUCCUCCUCCUGCAACUCCUCCUGUGACAGCUGAACCAUCAUCAUCAUCAUCACCCAUACCUGCUGCUGCUGCUGCAGCCGCCUUAAUAGUGGAGGAAAAAUCGCAAGAGAUCCAACAUGAACAACCGUAUUCCAUGGCAAUUUCCACAGCAGUUGCAACAGAGGCGGCUGUUGCCCAGGCUGUUGCAGUCGCCGAGGCUGCAGCAGAAGUUGUCCGGUUGGCAACCAUGGUGAGAUAUUUUGACAAACCUAAGAAAGAAGAGAUUGCAGCUACAAAGAUUCAGACUGCCUACAGAGGAUACUUGGCAAGGAGGACAUUACAGGCAUUGAAAGGUCUAGUGAGGUUGAAAUCAAUGAUACAGGGUGAAUCAGCCCAGCGCCAAGCCACGUCUACAUUACAGAGCAUGCAGACUUUGGCUCGCGUCCAGUCCCAAAUUCGAUCCAGAAGACUCAAAAUUACAGAGGCUAACCAGGCCUUGCAGAAACACAUCCAACAAAAACGUGACAAAGAGCUGCUCAACUUUAGGGCUUCUACGGGAGAAGAUUGGGAUCAUAGCACUCAGUCAAAGGAGCACAUUGAAGCAAACCUACAGAGCAAACAGGAAGCAGCCAUAAGAAGGGAAAGGGCACUGGCUUAUGCAUACACUCAUCAGCAAAAGUGGAGGAGUGGUUUAGAUUCUGGGAAGUCAGAAUUAGUAAUAGACACAAAGAAUCCAAACUGGGGAUGGAGCUGGCUAGAGAGAUGGAUGGCAUCAAGGCCAUGGGAAAUCAAGAGCACAACUGGAACAGAAUCAGAUGUAGCUUCUCCGAAAAUGUCGGUGGUGGUCCACCACCAAGAAGUUAGUAGUAGGAAAGGCUUCAAUAACAAUAAUAAUAAUAAUAACAGUAAUGAUUCACCUGGCAAAAAGAUUGUUAUUAAUAAGCCAUCCAACAGUAGCAGCAAUCGAAAAUUAGCUUCUGUUAAAACAUCUUCAAAGGAAAGACGGUCAUCAGUUGCAUCUACUACUAGAACAACAGCAUUGGCAGGUGUUGGGGAAUUUGAUACGAAAAGCUCAGUUAGUUUCCAAUCGGAAAAGUGUAGGAGAAGGCAGAGCGUAUGUGGAUCUUCUUCAGAAAGAGAUGAUAACGAUAGCUUGGUAAGUUCUGUGUCGUCCUCAAUUCCAAGUUACAUGGGUACCACACAGUCUGCUAGGGCUCGGUCUAAAAUGCCAAUGAGCCCAUUGGGAAAUGCAACAACCACCUCACCAGGAGGAGGAAGGAAACGUGUCUCUUUCCAUUCAUCAUCAACCCCAACCCAAACCCAGGUUGGACAACAAAGAAGGCACUCUCUGGGCUCCCCUAAGCUUGAACACAGUUCCAUAAACCACAUCAAUGUGCAUUAAUGAAGAAGAUAUAGAAGAGUACCGAGUGGAUUUGGCUUCAAUUUGUUUUGUGUUGUUUCUCCUGUUAUUUAUUAUUAGUGUCUCUUAUUCUUCUUCCCUUCCCAAGUCCUAACUAACAUCAUAUUCUCUUUUUA
Molecule: messenger RNA, 1805 nt
Organism: Impatiens glandulifera
Lineage: Eukaryota; Viridiplantae; Streptophyta; Magnoliopsida; Ericales; Balsaminaceae
Product: protein IQ-DOMAIN 3-like
Exons: 7
Coding region: 142-1671 (509 amino acids)
Molecular function (GO): protein binding
Source: RefSeq, a predicted model, not a curated record